AUGAUGGUACCAAAUAAGUGUGAAAAUGAGAUAAUUAUUGGUGAUUUACACCAAAACACAGUGCGCGAAGCAUUUAACACACUCAUGGUUGUGCACGACUUGCACAACCAUGUCACCUUUCCCACCCACCGCUCUGGAUCAUCCCUCGAUCCAGUCGUGACCGACCUUCCCUCCGAUACCAUACAGUGUUCUUCCCUAGACUUUGUAGGCACUUCGGACCAUGUGGCAGUCCUCACAAGGAUUAGUUUCAAGAGGCCGCGUGAGGAGUGCCACACUCGAACUCUGUGGAGGUGGGAGAAGGACCGCUGGGUGCCCCACUCCACACACCAAGCCAAGGGAUCAGACCAACCCUGGUUUGGGCCAGAAUGUCGAGCUGCCUCCGACGCAAAGUACCAUGCCUGGCUCGCCUUUAAGAGGCAUCCCACAGCCUGGAACAGACAGCGACACAGGGAGGCAACCAACCACAUGAGGGCUACUCAAGGCUGGGCUUCUAACCAAUGGGUGACAGAUCUCAAGAGGAAGCUGCGGGGAAGCCGGGUGGGGUCCAAAUGUUGGUGGAGUCUUGUUAAGGAGCAACAAGGUGUGUCUAGGGGGAACACCAUUCCUCCCCUCCACCGGGAUGACGGUACAAUAGCGCAGUCUGCCCGAGAUAAAGCAAACCUCCUGGCCAAGCACUUCACUGAUAAGAUUGUGCUGAUGAGCUGGCUCGCCCACUCUCUACGAUAUUCAACCAGUGCUUACGGACCAGCAGGUGGCCAAGUAUCUGGAAAGUGGCUAGUGUUGUGCCAGUACACAAGAACAAUGAAAAAAAAAACAGUGGCUAAAAACUAUCGUCCGGUGUCCCUGCUGCCUGUGCUCAGCAAGGUGCUCGAGUCCAUAGUGGCCUCAAGAGUCACAGAGCACCUUGAGAAGCACCACCUACUGUGUGGCCGGCAGUUUGGGUUCAGGCCGGGCAGAUCGGCCGCUGACCUGCACCUGCUGCUCACCUCGGAGUGGAGUGCUGCUCUGGAUGCAGGGAAGGCCACUGCAGUUGUUGCCCUUAACAUUGAAGGGGCCUUUGAGAAGGUGUGGCAUGCAGGUCUCCUUGCAAAGCUCCGUGCAGCAGGUGUGGAUGGGCCCCUCUUGUUGCUGUUUGGUGAUUACUUGAGAGAGAAGAAUCUCAAAGUGGUCAUUGAUGGCCAGGAGUCUGAACAGCAUGCAGUAAGAUCAGGUGUUCCUCAGGGAAGCUGUCUCGGCUCCCUGCUCUGGAACAUCUGCAUAAACGACCUCCUGCACUUAAUCCCCAGUGUACGAGAUUAUGCUGAUGACCUCACGCUGGCUCAGAGCUACAGCCCAGGGGAGGAGACUGACACGGCCGACCACAUGAACGUCACCCUGAACCGCAUUGUGUCGUGGGGCAGCAAGUGGCAAGUAAAAUUUGUCCCAAACAAAACACAAAUGUCAAUCAUCUCAAGGUCGAGGACGCCCCUCCAACUCAGCCUUGAGGGGCAAGCUAUACGGCGGCAAGACGAGAUGGAUGUACUGGGGGUCACAUAUGACUCCGCGCUGACCUUCAGGCACCACAUAGAGCGUCUAGCCAGGGAGGCCUCGGGUUAG
Messenger RNA from Scylla paramamosain (green mud crab), 1596 nucleotides. RefSeq lists its product as uncharacterized. Lineage: Eukaryota; Metazoa; Arthropoda; Malacostraca; Decapoda; Portunidae. The transcript has 3 exons. The record is from RefSeq and is a predicted model, not a curated record. The coding region runs from base 1 to 1596 and encodes 531 amino acids.